AUGGCUAAAGAAGGUGGCAAAGGUGGCGCGAAGGUUGAGGAGGUACACCCACAUCCGGUGAUGGAUCAGCUACCUGGCAUUCAGUAUUGUGUUAACAGUCCUCCUCCUUGGCCAGAAGCACUUUUACUAGGGUUCCAGCAUUAUCUUUUGAGUCUUGGUAUGAUCGUCUUGAUUCCAAGUAUUACAGUUCCUCAAAUGGGUGGUGCCAAUGGGGAGAAGGCUAAGGUGAUACAGACCUUACUCUUCGUUUCGGGAUUGAACACAUUAUUUCAAACCUUAUUUGGGACUCGACUUCCAUCGGUGAUUGGUGCUUCGUACUCAUAUCUAAUUCCUGUGACUUAUGUUCUACAAGCCAAGAGAUACAAUUCAUUCCUAGAACCUCAUGAGAGGUUUGAAAAAACAAUGAGAGGCAUACAAGGUGCUUUGAUUGUUGCCUCAUUCUUCCAAAUUGCUAUUGGUUUCCUAGGCUUCUGGAGAAAUCUUGUAAAGUUUGUUAGCCCUCUUUCCAUGGUUCCUAUUGUGACUUUUACUGGACUUGGGCUUUACCAAUUCGGUUUCUCAAUGCUGGCAACAUGUGUUGAAGUUGGGCUCCCUGAAUUAAUUUUAAUGGUUGUCAUAUCACAGUAUGUUCCUCAAUAUGUAAAAACAAAGAGGCCAAUAUUUGAUCGAUAUGCUGUGCUGUUCUCGGUUGCUGUUGUAUGGGUUUAUGCACAAAUUCUAACCGCGAGUGGUGCAUAUAAUAAAUCUACGGAGAGAGAGUCUAUUUGCCGCACUGAUCAUGCUGGACUCAUUGGUGGAUCUCCUUGGAUAUAUAUGCCUUUCCCAUUCCAAUGGGGGACUCCCACUUUUGAUGCCGGGGAAAUUUUCACAAUGAUAGCUGCGUCCUUUGUUGCUACUGUUGAGUCUACUGGUACAUUUUUUGCAACAGCGAGAUAUGGAAGAGCCACACCUGUGCCACCUUCUAUUAUCAGCCGCGGUGUUGGCUGGCUGGGGAUCAGUACUUUUCUGGAUGGCAUGUUUGGCUGUGUAACUGGAUCUUCUGCAUCAGUUGAAAAUGCCGGUCUAUUGGCAUUGACGAGAGUUGGGAGUCGAAGAGUCAUUCAAAUAUCAGCUGGGUUUAUGAUCUUCUUCUCUAUAUUAGGAAAAUUUGGAGCAUUGUUCGCUUCAAUACCUUUGCCGGUCAUAGCAGCUCUAUACUGCAUCUUCUUUGCCUAUGUUUCUUCUGCAGGCCUUGGUUUUCUCCAAUUUUGCAACCUGAACAGUCUAAGAACAAAAUUCAUACUAGGUUUAUCGUUCUUCCUGGGACUUUCAGUACCACAAUAUUUCAAGGAAUGUCAAUUAAGUUCCGGAGUUGGUCCUGUUCACACGCAUUCUAGAUGGUUUAAUGACAUAACGUCUGUCGUCUUCAUGUCCCACACAACGGUGGCUGCUCUAGUUGCCUUGUUUCUGGAUUGCACUGUUUCUCGAGGAGAUGAUGAAACUCGAAGAGAUAGUGGCUCACACUGGUUGGACAAGUUUGUAGCGUAUGAUACAGAUGUCAGGACUGAUGAAUUUUAUGGACUGCCAUGCAAGCUUAAUAAGCUAUUCCCGCCUUUAUAA
Messenger RNA from Cornus florida, 1599 nucleotides. RefSeq names its product nucleobase-ascorbate transporter 7-like. The transcript is spliced from 14 exons. The coding region runs from base 1 to 1599 and encodes 532 amino acids. Lineage: Eukaryota; Viridiplantae; Streptophyta; Magnoliopsida; Cornales; Cornaceae. Gene Ontology annotation, biological process: transmembrane transport. The record is from RefSeq and is a predicted model, not a curated record. Gene Ontology annotation, molecular function: transmembrane transporter activity. Gene Ontology annotation, cellular component: membrane.